Molecule: messenger RNA, 3562 nt
Organism: [Torrubiella] hemipterigena
Lineage: Eukaryota; Fungi; Ascomycota; Sordariomycetes; Hypocreales; Clavicipitaceae
Source: the annotation of a GenBank genome assembly
CAGGCGCCUAUUAUUGCAUAGGGCACCUUGUUUGACGUGUUGGCUUGGCAUAUAUCUGCUCAAAUUGGCACACUAUGAUGGCUGGCUAAUUAAGACGCAAUAUCCAUCCGAUUAUAAGGUUAUCUACUGGUGCCAGCAGUGUGUUUUGAAACCAUCGUCAGCCAGGUACAGCGCCUCCAGCGGCGUCUUUUAGGGGAGUCCCCGGCCCCCACGGACCGCUGUGAGGCGCCUCAAAUGCGCUGUAGCCCAGUGCUGCGUCCCCGCUGUUUUGGAAGCGCGACAGAAGCAACCGAAGGCGCCACGGUCCAACAAGCCGGCCCCACCGCAACGUUACAGCGCCACUCCCCAGCUUCUUCACUCACGCUCUCUUUUUUCCUUCUCUUUGCUCAAGGCUGCUGGCUGUGUGGACCAUGCGUCCAGCACCCGAGAUAACCAGCAUCCAUCAUCCCUGGAGAAUAAUACAAUUACGCUGAUGGAAGGGUAAAUCAUAGUUGCGCAAUGUUCCGCCGCGGUGAUAGCGAGCCAGCGCAUCCGCAGCUUGAUGCUCGCCCGCCACGGCGAUGUUCUGCAACCAUCGGCCUGCAUCGCGGCUAACUUUAGAUGGUGAAAGGCACCCGCUGCGGCCACAGCUUUGGGUGAAUACGUGGUACCAUUGCCGGGCACAGUCCUGUGCACAACAGCGCAGCGUUCAUGCCAAAUCAGGCUUCAUUGGAACAUGUCAUCUGUUUCCACCAACGAGCCUUCAGUGACCUCUUUCCCAGGCGACAAUCCCCCGCCCGACGCGGCAGGGCCAGCGCCUUGCCGACGAAUUCAUGCCACCAAAGCCGGACUCAAACGCCAUUUCCGUCCCAUACUCGCAGAGUCAGGCUCUCUUUGUAUGGGCCUGGCGCUCGCGUGCAGGGCCCCCAGCCGCGGUGUGGGUGUGCUAAGAAUACCACUGCUACCAUCCACCCAUCAGCGCCGAAAUGCUACCCCCCCACGCCUAGAGCACCACACGAGACACACUGAGCAGAAAAAAAAAAUCUACGGGUCCAUCUAGGUGGUAGGGGAUCCGCUCCCAUCUCGUUGUGACGUUGGAGCCUCCUGCAGCGCCAUAGUGCGGGCAGGGUAUGGGGGAGCAGCAGCACGCAACUCUCCUUGGCCCCCCCGAAACAAAGUCUCUAUUUUCACUUUCUUUUAACCCGCCUCCUUGGUUACGUCCCCCAUCCUUGGCCACCAGAUCCAGCCGUUCCUCACUUGCUGCUGUUGCUACAUGCGCGCUUGCGUGCCGCUAUACGAACCCUACUUCACCCCCUCCACAGCAACCAAACGUCGCCCUCGUCUGCACCCUCAUCUGCACCCUCGUCUGGCUCCUAGCUCCCUUCACCUACCGUAACCGCCCUGCCUGCUUCAUAUUUCACCGAGACGGCAUCGUCACAAGCUUCUCGGUCUGGUUCCAUCCUAUACAUACGCGCUAGUAACGCAGAUUCGUCUUGGUUGGUCGCAACUCUGGAUCGGUAAACGGCCCGGCUUACUUUCUCUGCAAGUGUGUUGCGACAACGACAGCGCAUUAGUCCCUGCAUAGGCGCUACUACUUUGGACGUUACCACAUGCUUCGGCCCGUCUAACUUGAUUCAAACAUUUCUUCCGUUGGCUCAGAUCCAGCCAACAGCCUCCACAUCUCUGAUCACAUCUUUAUAACUCCCGGGCCACCCCCGUUGCACCCCGUCUUCCGUUACGUGCCAUGCAGCCGCUCGUUUCUGCCAUGUCUACCUUUCGGAAAGCAUUCGUCAACGCCAUAGUCAAGAGCCUCCUUCGGGGCAAGUCGCUGAUACAGGCUAUUCUUGCGUACUGGGUAUCUCCCCUGAUGCCCAACGCUACUGUCAAUGGUGAAAUCGUUGGUCAGAAGCGCAAGAGCCUACAGGACUUCUUGAAGGAUGCUGAAGCUGCUUUGCUCGGUCCCAUUAGCGGCGAGGGCCUCGUCCAGCUCUCUGCAAACCUCAGAACACAAUUUAUUGAGGGCUUGAGAACCAACAAGCAGUGCAUGCUGCCGUCUUACAGCCACCAGCUCCCAUUGGGCGAGGAGGCCGGUCAGUUUGUCGCUCUCGACGUCGGCGGUUCAACUUUGCGAGUCGCCUUGGUGGAAUUGCGAGGCCGUGACGUGGAAGAGUCCAAGCAGACUGAGAUUCUCAGCAUGCGUAACUUCCGCAUUGGCAAAGACAUCAAGGACCUCGAGGGCAUGGAGUUUUUCUACUGGAUGGCAACCAAGAUUGGUGAGACCCUUGCUGCUGGCCUAAAGCAGCCAACGUCGGACAAGGUUAUCCCUGCUGCGCUCGCAUGGAGCUUUCCUAUUGAGCAAACCUCACUUGGCAGUGGCACAUUGCAAGCCAUGGGCAAGGGAUUUUUGGCUGAUUCUGGCCUUGUUGGCAAGGAUCUCGCCGAUAUUGUCAACAGCGCCUGCGCCGCCAAGGGCAUCAACGUGCAGCUGCAAGCCAUCUUAAACGAUUCUAGCGCUUGUCUUUUGUCGCGUGCCUACUCACACCCUUCCACUCGCUUCGGUCUAAUCCUUGGCACAGGCGUCAACAUUGCCGCCUACCUUCCGGUUGACACUAUGGGCUUGGACAAGUUUGGUAUCCGUCCUGAGGGAUGGUUUGAUGAAGCCAAGCACGUCAUUGUCAACACAGAGCUGGGUAUGUUUGGAACCGGCAUCCUCCCUGUCACUCGAUGGGAUGCUCAGCUUCUUGAGCAACACCCCCGACCUGAUUUCCAGCCGCUUGAGCACAUGGUCAGCGGCAUGUACCUUGGCGAAAUCGUCCGCCUUGUCAUGAUCGAGGCUAUUGAGACUUGUGGCCUCCUGGGCGGUAUUCUCCCCGCUUCUUUGGAAACCAACUACACUCUUGGUACAGACACCAUCUCAAUGAUCGAAGCUGAUACUUCCUCCGACCUUGCUGAAGCCAUUCAACUUUUUGCUGAACGCCACCCAUCUCCUCACACUCCUACCUCUGCCGAUCUCCAGGCCAUCAAGUCCAUCUCCUCGUUUGUCUCCGUCCGAUCCAGUGCUCUAGUCGCUUCUUGCGUCUACACACUCUGGAGUGUCCGCUUAGAGGCUGAGGCCGAGUUCCUCGCCACUCUCGAUAGCACCUCAGAGCUGCGCAAGGCUGUUGAAGCCGAUAUUGAACUUGAGAAGACAACUGUGGCCUUCAACGGUAGCGUCAUCGAAAACUAUCCUGGAUACCUCGAUGGCUGCCAACGCUACAUUAAGGAAUUGCUUCAGGGCAACGAAUCUACCAAGGCGAGAAGCAUCGAGCUGGUGCCUGCAAAGGAGAGUUCGCUGACUGGAGCCGCUGUUGCUCUUGCCUGCAUUGGCAACCAAUAAUUGCUAAGCCCUGGAAACAUUUCUACGGCUAGAAAAGAUUUCUUUUAGAGCACUGGCGUUGCCUGUUAUUGUAUAAUUUGUUUAUAUGGGAUCAUCAAACACAUGUCCAUUCUGAGGGCAUUUGUCGGGCGCAGGUUUGCAUUAGUCUGUGGAUUCAACGGCGCAUAAUCGGAAGCAUUAAAUAAUAGAAUUAUUUUACAAAAGAUU